Molecule: messenger RNA, 3128 nt
Organism: Brassica napus (rape)
Lineage: Eukaryota; Viridiplantae; Streptophyta; Magnoliopsida; Brassicales; Brassicaceae
Exons: 6
Coding region: 622-3027 (801 amino acids)
Source: RefSeq, a predicted model, not a curated record
CUCUUUCACCAACUUCAUAGGAUGCUCAAAUAUGAACACUAUCAAGUUAGAUAUACCAUUUUCAUUCAAUAAACAAAAGCAAAAUAGUUAAUAGCUAAAAGAUUUUCCUUUUGGGGUCUAGAAAAAAAGGCAAUACUUUUAAUUUCCCAAAGGAGGGAGCUUUCAAAUCUCCCUUUGUCUUCUCUCUCUCCUCUCUCCCUCUGACUAUCUAACUUUGCAACGGCUAUCUCUGUCGUCAUUUCAAUUCAAACUCUUUACUUAACCUCUCUAGCUGCUUCUAGCUCUCUACCUGAGAUCCCUAAUCUCAAAUGCUCAAAACCCUCAAUCCCAAAUUUGUAUAAUCUUUCCUGAUCUGACCCACUUCACAAAACCCCCAAUCUUCUCUCGUCCUUAUUGUCUGAGAAUCACAUUACCUAAGUGAAAGGCAAAGACUUUGGCAUCCUGAAGAGCACAAAACACCAGAUCUUUCCUUAUUCCGCAGUGGGAUUGUGAGGGAGAGAGAUAAAGUUGAGCUUUGGUCGAUCUUCCACAAAGGGUUUCUGAAAACUACACUUAAUGGAUGGAUCCAUAACUAAAAGGCGAAGACUUUAGCAUCCUGAGUAACUGAGAGGUGAAAAUAAAAUGGACAUUGUUGAGAGAAAACAACCAAGAGGAGCGUUUCUAAAUCUGUUUGAUUGGCCUGGAAAAUCAAGAAAGAAGCUUUUCUCAUCCAAUAUCUCCCAGAUCUCUGAAGAAUCUAAGCAAGCAAAAGAGAAUGUUCACAACCCCUCCUCUAUUACAAGACAUUCCGUUUUUGAGGUUGAUCAGUCUGUAAAGAACUCAACUUUCAACCAGGGAAGCAACACCAGCUGCUGUGCAUCCUCUGUAACUAGUGAUGAUGGAAACGUGGUUAAAGCACCGAGUGUGGUAGCGAGGCUCAUGGGUUUGGAUUGUAUACCGCAGCAAAACCUCAUGGAACCACGGGUUAAUCCUAGCCUUGAUCCAUACUUCCUCAGAUCCUCUCACCAGGCAAGCACUUGGGAUGCGAAUGCUGAGCAUCAGAGUGACUUUGAUGGCGUUUCUUGGGACCAUUUGGAUUCAAGAACCAGUAAAGGUCCGCAUAAGCGUAUGAUUGAGCGGUUUCAAACUGAGACAUUACCUCCAAGAUCUGCUAAACCCAUCUCUGUCACCCACAAUAAGCUCUUGUCUCCUAUAAGGAACCCUGGGUUUGUUCCAUCAAGGAACCCUGCUUAUGUUAUGGAAGCUGCUUCGAGAAUGAUAGACUCAAGUCCAAGGAUGAUGGCAAGAACAAGGGUGGUUCCAUCAUCUGAUUCUUCUUCUCCUGUUCCAUUAAGGAUUCGAGAUUUGAAGGAGAAACUAGAAGCUGCGCAGAAAGCUUCAACGUCAUGCCCUCAAGUCUCUAAUGAUAAUACUCGUAGCACUAAAACUACAGCUUCAGGGAAAAGCAGUUCUGAACUGAAGCCGCCUUCUUUCACUGCGCAAGCAAAGAGCAGUAAUACUCAGAGACACAACAGCUUAACAACGUCCUCGAGUGGAAACAAAAGGGCAUCUUCAGGACAAAAGGAGAAAGCAGCAGAAGCUAAGAACCGUUUAGCAAAAAGCCAGAAUGGUCUCAAAGGAGCUUCCGUGAGCGGAGGGAAGAACGUGCUUAAGCAGAACCACCAGAAGCAAAACUGCAGAGACAAUCAGCUGAGUAGGAAACCAAUGAACAAAGUUGUGAACAAGGUUCUUGUGGACAGUGGUUCUACAUCGAGAAGCUCAGGUUCUACUAUGACAUCAGCAGAGAAGUCUACAUCUUUACCUUCACACCGGAGAAAGAAUCUUCCUCGUAGCAAGAAGCCACGAAACGGGGUGCAAGAACCAGUAAUCAAAAGGGGUGAGAAGUCGAUAAAGUGCAACAUCUCCAUUGAUGGUGACUCGAGCACGAGUAAAAAUGAUCAGAGAAGGGAAACGGAUGUGAUAUCUUUCACUUUCUCGUCUUCAAUCAAAGGCUUACCAUCUCGCUCACAAGGAACCAAACAAGAUGCAGCAGACUCUUCUGUUAAAUACAAUGUCAUAGGCGGUGACUCCUUAAAUGCGCUUUUGGAGCAGAAGCUCAGGGAACUGACCUUGAAGAUUGAGUCAUCUAGCUCUACCUUGAUCCAAGAAGAGUGUUUGAGCUCCGUUACAGAGAGUAGAGAGAACAAGGUAGUUUUAUCGCCAUCAAAACAUGGUGCAACAACUCAAAACAGUCUUGAUAAUGUCUUAACAGAGAGUGAAUCUGUUUCUGACUGCACUUCAUUCUAUAACAACCAGGAAUCUCAGAAGAAGAAGAUGAUACGGGGAGAAGAACAAGAAGUUAGUAGCUUCAGUACUCUUACAGAGACCGAUGAUUUCACACUCUCCAACAACAAGAGUUACUUAGAUUGCAGACAGGACAGAGAAUAUGGCGUGAAAGAGAGUUCAUCAGACCAAGAACUCACUUGGGUUUCAUCAACUGAGUCCCACCAAACCGUAGAUGAAGCAGACUCCGCAACAACACUCGAUUGGGAGCUCGAGUACAUAACCGAGAUCCUCAACUCUGGCCAAAUCAUGUUUCAAGACUUUGCCUCAGGGACGACAACCACUAACGAACUAGUAUUAUUACCCUCAAGCCUCUUUGAUGAAAUGGAACGCUCAAGAGGAGCAGUAACAUCGACGAAGAUCGAAAGAAAGGUGCUUUUCGAGUGUGUGAAUCAGUGCUUAGCAGUGAAGUUUGAAAGGAUGCUAGUUGGAAGCUGCAAAGGAGGGACGAUGAUGUUGCUGGAACACAGAGAUUUGCUGGCUGAAGAAGUGACCAGAGAAGUGAAAGGGUUGAAGAAGAUGAGAGAGAUGAUGAUAGACGAGCUUGUGGAUCAUGACAUGAGCUGCUUGGAAGGGAGAUGGGUUGGUUAUGAGAGGGAGAUGUUUGAAGAAGGCGUUGAUAUAGAAGGAGAGAUAGUUUCUAGUUUGGUUGAUGAUUUAGUUAGUGAUCUUUUGUCUGUUAGCUUUAUUAAACGGUCAUUGUAGGUUGUGUGUAGAAGGGCUUCUCCUGCGUUUGAAGUUGUCUGUAUGAAUAUUCUUUGUUUUUAACGGUUAAGGGCUGAAGAAGUAGUGUCUGUCAUCUUUCA